Passer domesticus (house sparrow) is the source of this 4867-nucleotide messenger RNA. Its product is annotated as protocadherin alpha-2-like. The record is from RefSeq and is a predicted model, not a curated record. NCBI's taxonomy places the organism in Eukaryota, Metazoa, Chordata, Aves, Passeriformes, Passeridae. The coding region runs from base 1880 to 4774 and encodes 964 amino acids. Gene Ontology annotation, molecular function: calcium ion binding. Gene Ontology annotation, cellular component: plasma membrane. Gene Ontology annotation, biological process: homophilic cell-cell adhesion. The transcript has a single exon.
GAGCGAGUGAGACAGCUGUACUUUUGUUGCUGUUGAUCUCAGAACCUUCAUAUUGGAUUGACCAAAUGCUGCCUGGAUUGGGAGUUGGGUUUAUUGAUCCUUACGGGUCCCUUCCUAUUUGAGAUAUCCUAUGACUGGACCAGCAAAGCACCAGUGCUGAUUUUGUUCCAUCUGCUUGCAGGCACAGUGUGAAUUAGUGACAGCAAGUAGGGAUGGAGGGAGGACCCUCAUGUGUUUUUCAGAGUGGAUGUAUUGGGAGCUGAGGGAAUAUUCUUGGGGAAAAUGCCACGGUGUUACCUUUGCAGCUUUGGCUGGGUAGAGUGUGCUGCAAGUUGAGAGAGAUUCCAUUGGGACUAAUGCUCCUGGAUAAGGUGCUGAGUUUUUCUGCCAGAGCAUGUCAGCCCACAAGAAAGAGCAAAGAGCUUGGCUAUCACCAUGCAUGUGAUAAAUGAGGUCAGAAAAGUAGAUCUUCGUUGAGUUGAGACACAUAGAGCUCUCAGGAGCUGUGGUGUUCCCCGUCUUUCUCAGCCUUUAUGGCAGAUUGGUGUACUGUGCUCCGAUGGCUGCAAGCUCCCGAUUGGAAGAGUGUUCUGGGUUGAUUUGGAUCUUUGUGACCUUUUUGCACAGGCAUUGAAGUACCUGGGUCUUGGGCUUGUGUAUCAGAGUGUGGUGAAUUUUCUUCCUUGAGAGGAUAAAGGCUAAGAAUAUGUUCUUUUUGCUGAAGGAGGGGUGAAGCAGCCCUCUGUCUGUUUUGAAUAGCCUGGAAAUCAGGACAGUUAUUCCUCUUCUGACAGAUGGAAGAUGGCAGGGAAGAGGAAUGAGCGCUUGCUUUCAUACCGUGCUUUCAUGGUGGAAGUGAUACAAUCGCAUAGAAAACAUGUAGUGUAAGGAAACAAAGGAAAGGCAAAGAUGAAAGAAGAGAAGGGGCAGGAGAAGGAAGUUGAGAAGAAAGAGAAGGAAGAAGCAAUGCAGGCAAGGAAAAGAAGCGAAGAACAACUAAAAACAAUAGAAAGAAGGAAGAGUAAGAGAGUGAGAAACUACAAGAGAGAUCACAAGCGUGUCACUGACAGUAUCAUUUGACUCAGGAAGAGAGGAGGGCAGGAAAGGAGGACAGAAAGAAGGAAAUAGAGUAAGGGAAAGAAAAAUGGUAGAAACGUGAUAGAAAUUAAUGACAGAAGGAUGUAAUGAGGAAGGGACUGAAGAAUACAAAGAAAGAAAAAUAAAAGGAGCUAAGAAGCAUGCACGGACUGUACCUAUGGACACAGAACAGAGCUGUUCCUUAACAGCCUCUCCCUUGGUUAGAGCACCUCCGGCGCUGAUGGCCAGUAUUCGGCAGGAUGGUUGGCACCGCGGCGCCUGAGAAUUGAGAACUGGCAGCAGAGUGAAGAGAAGAGGAUGAUGGAAAGAGAGCAGAACUGGAAUAAAAUAUAGGGAAGGAAGAAAGGGGGGGAAAAAGUGAAAAGAAAACGGAAUACAAAAAAGAAGAAUAACGAAAGACAAGGAUGAAUGAUACUGUAAAGAGAAGAGGAAAAAAAAGGAAAGGGAAAGACAGAGAGAUGGUGACAGAGAAUACAAACAAGAAAGCAAAAUGAAAAAAUAAGGAGAUGGAGGAAGAAAACGUAUAUCUGCAAGCAAACACCAAGACAUGAAAAAAACAAAACCCAAAAAACAAAGAAAAAACCCCCAAAAAGCAAAACCAAAAACAGAAUAAACCCACCCAAAAAAAACCAAACAAAACCCCUCCCCAAAAAAAAUAACCAAAAAAACCAACCACAUAAGCAAAAAAAACCCCCUCAAACAAACAAAGAGAAAACCCCCAAAAAACCCACAAAAACCAAAGAAGAAAACAGGAGAAGUGGAUCAAAACACGGCAGAGGAGAUGACCAUCCGAGGCAGCGGCACGGCUGCUAUUGCCAUGGGUGUGCGGCGGCGGAGCAGCGCACGGUGUCGCUGCAGGCUCAGGAACGGCUCGGUGCGGGCGGCUCCGCCCCGGUGCGGCGGAGAGCCCGGCUGUGAGCGCGGGGGGGCGGCGCGGGCCGGGAAGCAGAGCCGGUGCGUCCGGGCGGCGGCGGGGAGCUGUGUGGGGCCCGGGCCGGGGCCGGCAGCCACAGCGGCGACAGCGGCGAGAGCGGCGGCGGCAGGGAGGAUGGGCGAGCGGUGGUGUGCGGCGGUGCUGCGGGUGCUGGUGCUGCAGGCGCUGUCCUGGGCGCUGGCGGGCGGGCAGGUGCGCUACUCGGUGGCGGAGGAAGCCAAGGCCGGCACGGUGGUGGGCCGUCUGGCGCAGGACCUGGGUCUGGAGGCGGGCGAGGCGGAGGCGCGGCGGCUGCGGCUGGUGGCUCCGGGCUGGCGGGCGAGCGUGGAGGUGAGCGGGGCGAGCGGCGCGCUGCUGGUGAGCUCGCGGCUCGACCGGGAGGAGCUGUGCGGCAAGAGCGCGCCGUGCGCGCUGCGCCUGGAGGUGCUGCUGGAGCGGCCGCUGCGCGUCUUCCAUGUGCAGCUGGAGGUCACCGACAUCAACGACAAUGCCCCCGUCUUCCCCGCCGCCCGGAAAAACCUCAGUUUAUCCGAGAACUCUCCUCCUGGGAUCCGUUUCCCGCUGGAGGGCGCGUCGGAUGCGGAUGUCGGAGCGAACGCGCAGCUUACCUAUGCACUCAGCCCCAGUGAGCACUUCGGCUUGGAAGUGAAAUCCAAAGACGAGAAUAAAAUCUCCGUCCUGCUCGUAUUAACGAAAUCUCUGGACCGCGAGACGAUUCCCGUGCACCGGUUGGUGCUGACGGCGAGUGACGGGGGCCGGCCGUCUCUGACGGGCACCGUGGAGCUGCUGAUCUCGGUGCUAGACACGAACGACAACACCCCGCAAUUCAAUCAGUCGGUGUAUAAAGUGCAACUACCGGAAAAUACGGCCCCGGGAACUGUGUUUUUUCAGGUAACAGCGACAGACAAAGAUGAGGGAAUUAAUCAACAAAUAUAUUAUUCUUUUAGCGACGCGAUUUCUACCAAAAUUCAGGACCUUUUCAAAAUUGACGAAAAGUCCGGGGAAAUACGGACUGCUGGGGAGCUGGAUUUCGAGGACUUUCAGUCGUAUGAUCUGGAGAUCGAAGCGAGAGAUAAAGGGACACCCCCGCUGUCGGGUCACUGCAGCGUGGAACUGAAGGUGCUGGACGUGAACGACAAUGCGCCGGAGGUGUGGGUGACGUCGCUGUCGGUGCCGGUGGCGGAGGACGCGUCGGUGGGGACGGUGGUGGCCCUGCUGAGCGUGUCGGACCGGGACUCGGGGGAGAACGGGCGCGUGCGGUGCUGGGUGUGGCCGGCGUCGCCGUUCGGUCUGGAGGCGACGUUCGCGGGCUCGUACUCGCUGGUGCUGCGCGAGGCGCUGGACCGGGAGCGGGUGUCGGAGUACGAGGUGGAGGUGCGUGCGGAGGACGGCGGGGCGCCGGCGCUGCGCGCCAGCCGCGGGCUGCGGGUGCCGGUGUCGGACGUGAACGACAACGCGCCCGCGUUCACGCAGGCCGUGUACACGGUGCUGGCGCGGGAGAACAACGCGGCGGGCGCGGAGCUGGCGCGGCUGUGGGCGCGGGACCCGGACGAGGCAGGCAACGGGCGCGUCAGCUACUCGCUGUGGGAGGGCGGCGGCGGCGGCGGGGCCGCGGGAUCGUCGUCGUGGUGGUCGGGCGGCGGGUGGCGUCCGGCGUCGAGCUACGUGUCGGUGGACGCGGAGAGCGGGCGCCUGUGGGCGCUGCAGCCCCUGGACUACGAGGCGGUGCAGGUGCUGCAGUUCGAGGUGCGCGCGGUGGACGCGGGGGAGCCGCCGCUGAGCGGCAACGCCACGGUGCAGCUCUUCGUGCUGGACGAGAACGACAACGCGCCGGCGCUGCUGCCGGCCGCGGGCUCGGCCCCGGAGGCGGGCGCCGUGGCGGCCGAGGCGGUGGCGGCGGCGGCGGACGUGGGGGCGGGCUCGGCGUCGGGCACGCUGUGGGCGUGGGCGGCGUGGGGGGCGCCGGCGGGGCAGGUGGUGGCCAAGAUCCGCGCCGUGGACGCCGACUCGGGCUACAACGCGUGGCUGCGCUACGAGCUGUGGGAGCCGCGGGGCAAGGGCCCGUUCCGCGUGGGGCUCUACAGCGGCGAGGUGAGCACGGCGCGGGCGCUGGACGAGGCGGACGGGCCUCGCCAGAGGCUGCUGAUCGUCGUGCGCGACCACGGCGAGCCGGCGCGCUCGGCCACGGCCACGCUCAGCGUGUCCCUGCUCGAGGCGGCCGAGGCGGCGCUGGCCGCGGGAUCCUCCUCCUCCUCGUCGUCGUCGCCGUCGCGCUCGGCCGUGGGCGUGGAGCUGGGGCCCGGGGCGGCGAGCGCGGCCACCAACGUGUGGCUAGUGGUGGCCAUCUGCGCCGUGUCCAGCCUGUUCCUGCUGGCCGUGGUGCUGUACGGGGCGUCGCGCUGGGCGCCGCGGGCGGCCGUGCUCUCGGGGCCUGGGCCCACCACGCUCGUGUGCGCCAGCGAAGUGGGCAGCUGGUCGUACUCGCAGCGCCACAGCCGGAGCCUGUGCGUGGCCGACGGCGCCGCCAAGAGCGACCUCAUGGUUUUCAGCCCCAACUUCCCCCCUCCGCCGCCGCCGCCCGGCCCCGCGCCCAAGGACACGCAGCCGGAGCCCUCCGCUCUCCUCGACACGGUCAGUGCUCCUUCCUUCAUUCCCUUCUCUGUUCCUUUCCUCCGCCCUCUUCAGAAGCUGCUCUUUGAAGCGGGGCUCUGUUCCCACGUCUUAGGGAUCUUGGGUACUUAGCGGGUCCUUGAGAAUGACAAUGGCACGUUUGCAUCUGUCAGGGCGACCUUGGUGGAAGCCCCAGCUCUUUCUGGGGUGGUUCCAGAAUAGAGA